AUGCUUGCAGCCCUGAACCAUCUUGCCUGCAGGAAGUUACUGGCCCUGCUCUCGCUCCUGUCGCUCGUCUCAACCUUCCUUGCUCCCCUCCUCGUUCACAAGCUCCUUCCCUUCACGCUGGGAUCUCGGGUCUUGUUGUCGGACUCGCUACAACCCUUGUACACGGGCGAGUUGACUCUCUCCAACUUGUCAUGCUUUCUGUUCUACACGUGCUGGUUACGUGUAACGUCACUUGCUGUCAAUCCCAGACAUAAGAUCAGGCUUGAGACAGCUGCGAAUUGGAUCUCGCCAGUUGUCAUCAUGAACGCUUUUUUCCCUCUCAUCUUCCAGAUCUUUCUCAUCGUCAUCAGAAACAACAACAUCGUCGACAUCUCCGUCAUCAUCAACAACACCAGCAGCACUCUCAACAUCGGCUUCAUCAACAUGGCCAAAAAUGCAUGA
Molecule: messenger RNA, 441 nt
Organism: Guillardia theta CCMP2712
Lineage: Eukaryota; Cryptophyceae; Pyrenomonadales; Geminigeraceae
Exons: 5
Coding region: 1-441 (146 amino acids)
Source: RefSeq, a predicted model, not a curated record